GCUGCUGCUGGUUUCCCGUAAAUGUCAUACAGAAAAGGAAGAGAGAAGAGUAAAGAUCGACUCGCUGAGCAGCCAUGGCGCUUUUCAUCCUGAUGUUUCUGCUGUCAGCAGCAGCUGCUGAAGAGAUCUUUAACCAAACAGUUUCCCCUGGAGAUAAUGUGAAUCUGAGUUGUGAGGCUGGUAACGGCUUCAUCAGAGCUGUGGAGUGGACCAGACCUGACCUGAAGAAAGGAGAGUACGUCCUCUUUUACAGCGAUGGACACUCAAUACCAACGGAGCAGCAUGAGUCCUUCAGGGACAGGGUGCAGCUGGUGGACAGACAGCCACAGGACAGAGACGUGUCUUUAAUUCUGAAGAACGUGACGAACAACGAUGCUGGAACGUACGAGUGUCGAGUUUCUCUGGGCGCGUCAAGACAAAAGAAGAGAGCCAUUAAGGGAAAGCUAUUCCAAAAAAUCCAUCUGAUUGUCAAAGACAGAGAUUCUUCCGAUGGAAUCCCAGAGGGUGGAAACUUCUCUCGUGUUCACCUCGGACUGGGGUUAGGUGGUGCUGCUGGUGUGGUGCUGCUGGUUUCUUGCAUUGCUGGAUUUCUUUUCUGGAAACACAAACGACCAGAGGCAGAGAAUUCCACACCACCUGCAGCUUCACCAGACCCAGCAGGUGUUGAGCUCAUCAACAUGUCACCGUCCUCUCUGCAGCCGGCUGCUGACUCACCUCCUGUGUGAACAUGUUUCUGUGCUCUUUGAGGCUCCCAGUCCUCCUGAUCCCCCUCCUCUCUGUGGAUCACUACCUUGUCGAGGUAGAGGGCUUGUGUACUCGUUGAUUCUGGAAGCUGUGGUGUCUGGAGCAUUUGCUCCUGGUAGGGUCCCCCAUGGCAAAGUGGUCCCAGAGGAGAGUCAGACUAAAUGUGAUUCAGAUUAAAGAGAGGACUUUUUACUGGGAUAAAACCAGUAACCAAAGUGUAGAAUGUUCUUAGUUAAAAUCUCUUAACUAAGAACAUUAGUCACUGAAACUGUACCUAAAGAAGCAGCUCUCACAGACUGACACAUUUUUAAAGAUACAUACACAAAAUGUUCCUGGAUGUAUCAAAGAGCACUGGCAACUGUUCUACACAAAGUGAUGACAGAGAGAACAGAAUGUCUUCAGGUCUUUACAGGCUUUAACUGUUAAUGUGUGUUUCAGAUCAGGGUGAUAACAGUUUAUACAGUUGCACUUUAUUCCGGUCAUAUAAUGGCCACUUUGUAUAUGUGAAUAUAUCAACAGAUGAUGCUAUAAAUGAUCUAAUCCUGUGUGACUCCAGUCGAUUCAGAUCAGAACAAAAAUAACAUUUUAAUGAGAAAAUAAGACAAUCCUCAGAAGUGUUGAAGGUGUGCCGGAGUUUUAAAAUAUCACAAGACAGAAUUACUCAUACUGUCCUGUUUAGACACAGUGAUGUCUCAGGCUUUUAUUUUGAUAAACUACUCAUUGCUUUGAGUACUUGUUUCGAAAAGGACAGAUACCAUUGUUGGCUUUUAUUUUGAAGGCCUGGCUCAUCCUGGCACACCGUAUCUAACAUCUCAGAAAGGAUUUUAUUACAAGUUAAAAUAAUAUCGAUAUAAACAGGGCUUUUAACAGGGCUUUAUGUUCAUUUGGCUAACCCGCCAAAUGAACGUUUUUGUUGGCAGCAGAAACAAACCUCAGUGAGCAGAAAUCAAUAGAGUAUUUUGAAUGGCAAGUUCAGGUCCAACAAAUCAAAGUUAUCUCUAGUUACUGUCGAUGUGAAUGAGUUACCGAAGAGACGAUUAGUCUUACAUACCACAGAGGGACUCCUCCCCCUCCUUGUAUUACACUCCCCCUCAAAAUCGUACAGUUUUGUGGUACUUGUACUUCACUUGAGUAUUUCCAUUUUAUGUAACUUUAUACUUGACUCCUCUACAUUUUGAGGCAAAAAUUGCACUAUUUUAAACUACAUUUAUGUGACAACUUUAGCUACUUCUCAGGUUGAGAUUUAACAUACAAACAUGAAACCUCAUUAAACCAGAGUCAUAUCUUGUAUAUAUUGUAUAUAUAUUGGAUAUAUCAAACUGAAUGUCAUUCUGUAUAAGGAAUGACUUAUACUUUUAUUUUUGAUACUUGAAGUACAUUUUGAUGCUUUUGUACUUGGUGGAGUAAUUUCACAGUAUGGUAUUAUAUAAAAGUACUGUGAAGCUUUGAUGGUUAUCUGUGAUUUUGUAAUUUUUUUGUAUGUUAUGAUAAGUAGAUUUAAUUCAGUCGGUUCUUAUUUAUUAAAGAUGUUAAGUGUGAUUUUUAAUUAAAUUGUGUUGUGUUCAAUAAAUGAAGUUCUGAGGUGUUACAUACAUAUUCUGACAGUUGUAUGACUGAAAUAGGCACUCAGAGAAGGUGUGGGUUUAUUGGUCUGUGUUUCCCACUGCCUCGCUUAAAUCAGCUUUGUUUAACAGUGUGGGAAGAGUAUGUAUUAAUGUUACUGACUUUAUUACUAAUACUUUACUGAUUAAAAGUAUUUAGUUUGGGAUUCAUGAGUUAACUGUAAAACUGAUGAAUUUGUGGUGUUUUGGGGCAGGUAAUCGUUGAUAACGUAGCUAGCACAUCAUGUUGCCUUAUGUAAACAGAUUGAAACAGUUCUCAAGGAAAAGCCAAAUACAUGUAAAUGUGUUUUUAUUGUUAUUUAACUGUUACGAUAAUUAUCCUCAUGCAUUUGACAUUGUAAUAAUGCAAUGAUAUUCUCCUCACAUACAAGUAUUUUUUUACUGCUACAAUGCUGCCACUUUCAUCAUUUGCUUUGUCUAAGGAGGUCAGUAAAUUUUACCAUUGUGUAUGUAAGGCCAGUUGAAUGGUUAAUGCCAUUUUGUGAGGGGAAUAUAACUAACUGUUAAUAGUGAGUGUGAAUCAGCAAUAUGUUUUGGU
Molecule: messenger RNA, 2904 nt
Organism: Centropristis striata (black sea bass)
Lineage: Eukaryota; Metazoa; Chordata; Actinopteri; Perciformes; Serranidae
Exons: 3
Coding region: 75-725 (216 amino acids)
Biological process (GO): negative regulation of T cell proliferation; positive regulation of T cell proliferation; cell surface receptor signaling pathway
Cellular component (GO): external side of plasma membrane
Source: RefSeq, a predicted model, not a curated record